Molecule: messenger RNA, 4427 nt
Organism: Nothobranchius furzeri (turquoise killifish)
Lineage: Eukaryota; Metazoa; Chordata; Actinopteri; Cyprinodontiformes; Nothobranchiidae
Source: RefSeq, a predicted model, not a curated record
GAACUGAAGGGGGCGCUAUUCCUAUGCUCACUUGCAAACGCUGUAGAAGAAAAAAGUCGUCGAUUGAAACUAUGGGAAAUGGAAAACACACAGAGUCAACAAAAGUUACACAUGUCCAUUUGUAAUGCCCAGAGAGGAGAGAGUUUAAAACCCUGCAGCAAGGAUGACAAAUACAGAUGUCCCCUUUGCUCUUACGCUGCCGAGGAGUCGUACAAGGUGGAGAUGCAUAUUGCAAAUACGGCUAUGGUUCUUCAUAAUGAAUUCUGUAUCUUCAAAUGUUGUCUGCCGUGUGCCAGGAAACCUCACUUUCAUUGCCCAUAUUGUUCAUUAACCUUCGCAAGAAGAGACCGGUUUGUAAGUCAUUUGGUGAGUCACACAAUGACUAUCAACUUGCCGUCCAGCUGUGUAUCAGCAGAGCUGCCUGUCCAGCCACCAACAACCAUGAACCAGACAGCCUCCACAGCAUGGCUAAUUAUCCAGGCAGCAGAAAUCAACAACCAGGCAGCAAUAGCUGCACAGCAAUUUUUCCAGACAGCGACCCUAACACCGUUACCUGUGCAGGCAGCUGCAACCAACAGCCAGGCAGCCAAAGUUGCACAGUUACCCAUCCAGACAGAAGCAGAAACACUGCUGCUUGUGCAGGCAGCCACAGCAGCACAGCUACCUCACCAGCCAGCAGCAACCAACAGCCUGGCUGCCACAGAGGCUCAAUCACCUGUCCAGAUGAAAAAGGCAAGCUCAAGGUCCAAGGAUAUAAUUACAUGUGAAAUCUGCAAUCUGCGCUUAAAGAAAAAGAAUGCUCGACUUCAUUUGAAAAGAAAACACCAGGAGAAUGCAGAUCCAGUCGCCAGCUACCAUCAUUUAAAGAGCCAGUGUGUGGAUGCCAAAAGAGGUGUGUUUGCUGUUGAGAAAUCCUUUAAUGGUCCACCGGAGCCUGUGCAUGUUAUAAAAUAUACCUCGUCACUGGGUCACAGGUUAGAAUGCGAGCUUGACAGGUGUAAUGCGAAUGCUCAGUUUGCCAAUCGGAUUGGGAUCCAGCGUUUUGAGUGUGAACAUAUCCAGUCGCUACCAUUUUGCCCCUGUGCCACCGAGUUAGAAGGAUGUCUUUCUGAGUCUAGCCUCGAUGUUCUGGUUGAGAACUUCCUGUUCAGUCAGCAGCGAAAAGAGGAUCUUUUAAAGAAACUGCAGGAAGCAACCAAAAAUGAUGCACCUUUGUCUGUCCUCCUUACUGUCGGUGGAACAGAAACUACAUUUCACGUGUCAGUCUUUGAACCAAAAACAACAUUUGUUAGUGGCAGGGUGAUAGUUACCCAUGACAGCAAGACAAGCACCUGGCAUUGCCCCUGCAUAGAUGGGAAGUUUUCCUGUACACACAAGGCUACAGCAAAGUGGCAUCUAUUUGAGAAAAUGCCCAAAAUGUUUGAAACCGCAAAAAUUCCAAAGGAAGACUUUACGUGUGAUGAAGCUGAGGACAUUGGAUCAAUCACUGAUGAAGCAGCUGAAAGGAUGAUCAAAUAUUUGAUUUCACACAAGAAAAUCCCUGCUCAGCUUCCUGAAACACUGGUCACCAGCAGCAGAGAUGCCAAGGCCCUCAGCGGGUUCCCCAAACAUCUGAUUCCAUCAGAGGACGCAUGCACGGAGUGUGGACAGCACGCGCUUGGUGAACCCCAGCUAAUAUCUGCAACAGCAAAAAUCCUGACUUUAUCUGGUUUAGUUACAGGUAUAUCAACGUACAGGAAGACUUGCCUGAACUGUGACAUGGUGUAUCGCUACCAAGACUGGCAAGAUGGUGUCCACAAUUUUGAUGACCACUUGCUACUGUCGAUACAUUUGUGCCUUUUGUUGAGGAAUGCGCUGCAGACGCACACCUCUGUCGGCCGUAUCAUUGAAAUAAUCGAACUUACGGAGAGGGAAAGUUUUCCUAACAAGGAUCGGAUCCUGCAGGCAUAUUUAUCAUUUGAGGGUCUAACUGACCAUGACUACCUGUAUGCGUGUGAUUCAUGUGGGUAUCACCCAGCUGUAGUAGUCAUGGGCGUCCAUAAUGAAGGUGUUUUCAGCCUACCAGUCAGUGAAAUACCAAAUCCACCGCAGAACUACAAUGGAGAAGUGAAUGCACACUCCUUUUGGGAAGCCGUGACCAUGGAAGUAAUUAGCCAUGGACUUUAUCCACCCGGCUGCAGGAAUCCUUUUGUUGUGGAACCUACUUACCACAACUGGUCCCCCUGGAUUGGACCGCAGACAAGACACUCCGACAUUCUGUUAAACACAGAGAGCGAGAAAGUCUGCAUGCCUGAUUUGAGCGAUGGCGUGGACCAGUAUCUGACAAAAGAACAGCUUGCAGAUGAAGUUCUCAAUUUAAAGCUAUCUGAGAUCAAGAAACUGUGCAAGAAAUGUGGCAUUGACGGCAGAGGUUCAAAGUUGGACCUUGUGCGUCGUCUGCGGGAUGAGAUGGAUUCUUCAGCAAUCUACAACCAAGUAUUUAAAAAACUCAGGGGUGCCUCUGGUGGGUGGGCUGUCAUCACUUGUCCCUGUGGAGUGGUAUAUUCACUAAAGUUCAACCUGAGAGCUGAGAGACCAAGUGACUUUGCAGAUCUGCUUCUAUCCUGGAAGAUUUUUCCAAACAUCACUGUGUAUGACAACGCCAGCGGACUAGUAAGCCACAUAAACGAGCGCUGCCCUCAGGAUACACCGUUUGCCAUCCAUGAAGGCACGCUGCUUGAUCACACAGCAGAAAACAUCAGACAAGCUGCUGAGCACAAUCUUAAAGUGAACUUACCCUGGUUAAAGCGCAGAAAACAACCAGAAGACGUUGGAGGGCAUCCUGUAACGGGCUCCGCUGAGCACUACUGCUUGAGUGACAAUUUCCACCAAAGCAACAACAAACAAAACAGUGACAUAUUAAGGCACAUUGAAAUAGUUCCUGAACUUGCAGAAACAUUGAAUAGCCAGUGUGCAGAGCAGCUCUUUGCAGACAUGAGAAAAAACAACUAUUUCCUAAACAGGCUCACCCUGUCUGCCCAUAUGUUUCUGCAAAGAAAUAUCAUGCACAACUACAAUGUCAGGAAGAACACAAGAGCAAAGGAAUACAUGUAGAAAUGUUCAUGGCCUACCAUGCAGCUCAUUAUUUUUGUUUACUCACGUUUUCUCGUUAAAGAUUUGUGAUGGCAGCUCAGAAACUUAACCAUCGUGAAUUUACAUUAAAAUCUGAAGGUGGAUUGGCGAAUGUAAAUAUUUCAAAUCCGAUUUCUACGAGAGGAAAAAAAAGAGGCAGGAAGAGGGGGUGAUGCUAAUGUUUUUAUACCAGUUUGUAAAAUAUUUAUUGUGACUUUACAUGUUCAGCUGAAAGCAGAUAAUGUGUUUUUUCAUGCUGUUUGGUUAAAGCAGAUCAUCUAACAAACACAAACUCUGGCCUCCUCCAGAUCCUCCACCAGGGGGCAGAAGACGUAUUUGGGGCAAAGUUUACUUUUUUGCUGUUUUGCUUGUUGUAUCUUGGUUGGUUGUUAGUUUUUUAAAUUACGUUUUAGUUCAAUGGUCUGCUAUUAUAUUAGGUUUGACUUGUAUAAUGUAUAUUAUCCAUACACUUUUUUAUUUCUCAGGAUCUGUGUUGCCUCAAGUGAUUUUGCAGCUCAUUAUAGUAGCUUCAGUCAGUGAAUGAUGAAUCUUUUUCUUCAGUGUAGAAUUUCACAUUGCUGGUAAAGCACAGUUUUGAAUUAUUUUCCUCAUUUCCAAUAAACAAAAGAUGAAACAUCACAACUUUUUUAAAAUGUUUGAUUUAUACUGGAUAAAUAUCAUUGAGAAAUAAAAUAUUGUUUUUAAAAUUCAAUUCAGUUAUUUUAUACAGUAUCUAGGGCUGGGCGAUAUGGCCUAAAAUUAAUAUCACGAUAUAUUGAGGAUUUCACCUCGAUAACGAUAAAUGGACGAUAACUACAGGUAUGUACAGAAACAAAAGCUGUCCACUAGAUGGAGCUGUCUCACGUAUUAUUUUAAAUCACAUUUUUACGUGACUCAAGGUGGUACAGCUUCUUAAAGGGAUAAGAAUGUUGCCAACCUACACGUUUUUUUUAAAUUAUCAAAUUUAUUGACAUGGGGAAAACUCAACAAGUCAAAUUUCGAGAACGAUACAUUUUUGAUUUAUUACGCAGCCCUAAUAGCACUAAAUCACAACAACAGUGGUCUCAAGGUACAAAGUACACAUUCCAAUUUAACCUACUUAUCAGUGCAUUGAGUUGAGUUCAUUGUUCAACUUAGUCAAGUGUUCUAGAAAACUCGGCAAAUUGCAUUGUCAGUGACUUUACAGCAGUCUUUCAAAAGAGAUCUGUUACAAACAAUAAAUAAAAUCCAUCCAUUUAUUGUCCUCCACUUACCCGGGGUAGGGUUGCAGGGGCAGCCGUAUCCCAAGCCACUUGGGCCAGCUCCUCCAGAGGAAU